CAGGAACUGAAAACGUAUAUAAAGCGGCACCAAAGAGCUCAAACUGCAUCCACCAAGAGGAUUCUCCACACACAACGUUCAUCAUGAAGAUCGUUUACGUUGGACUCCUGGUGUCUCUCCUGGUUCUCGUCAGCGCCGAGGAGAAAAGAAGUCUUGAAGAGAGCCCAGAUGGACUCGAGCUGGUGGACUUCGAGGUUGGAAGUCCCGAAGUUAGAUUCCUGGAAGAGCUGACAGAACUGGAGCUGACGCAACUUGGUGCAGCAACGUCAGAGGAGACCGAUAGGGACUGGAAGGCCAAAAGGGACUGGAAGGCCAAAAGGGACUGGAAGGCCAAAAGGGACUGGAAGGCCAAAAGGGACUGGAAGGCCAAAAGGGACUGGAAGGCCAAAAGGGAGUGGAAGGCCAAAAGGGAGUGGAAGGACAAAAGGGACUGGAAGGACAAAAGGGACUGGAAGGCCAAGACGGCAUAUGAAGAGGACCACAACGGUUGCGUCACCUUGGUGGCCCUUGUGAUCCAACAGUCACAGGGCCACUAA
Molecule: messenger RNA, 536 nt
Organism: Darwinula stevensoni
Lineage: Eukaryota; Metazoa; Arthropoda; Ostracoda; Podocopida; Darwinulidae
Source: the annotation of a GenBank genome assembly